Metopolophium dirhodum (rose-grain aphid) is the source of this 3505-nucleotide messenger RNA. RefSeq lists its product as uncharacterized. The record is from RefSeq and is a predicted model, not a curated record. Bases 1601 to 2203 code for a protein of 200 amino acids. The transcript is spliced from 2 exons. NCBI's taxonomy places the organism in Eukaryota, Metazoa, Arthropoda, Insecta, Hemiptera, Aphididae.
GAUCUCCGUCUUACAUUCUGGCGCUUUAACCCACUCAGCCACAAAGCCGUAAUACCAAUAGAAUGAUUCUUAACGUAUAUAGCUACGAAUAUUAUUGUACACAUCUCUAUGUAAUAACUGGUUGAUACAUUUAUGUAUCAAGGACUUAUGUUACAUUUAAAAAUAAUAUACUUGUACAAUUUUAUAAAAAUAAUAUUAUUAUCAUCAUAUAAUAACAUAUUUAUAAAAAUGUAACAUAAAAUUCAGGGUAAGUCGACAUCUCUUUUAAGGUUUCAUCGAGCGUUUUGUAUUCAUGAAUCAUCUUAGAAACCCAGAUGUUAGACUAGUCGUGUUUUUAACGUUGAUCCGUACAUUUAUGUAAUUUUGUCCUUUUAUUAGUUUUGUUUAUAUUUUUAUAUUUUAUAAAAUAAUUAUGUGUCGUGUAAUUCUCGAAGUCGACAUCACACCUAACAGACGAAUUUUACAAAAUGCGUAAGUGUUAGUAAUUUUUAAUUAUUUAGCUAUAUAUUUAUAUAUAUAUUUUUUUUAUUCAGUGAGAUAAUUGACUCGCCAGUCGUUCGGGUAGCCAACCCUGACACUAUUAUUUAUUUAAGACGGUUGCACCAAGAAUACUCACUAAUAAAUAAUUCAGGCGAGAGGAGGAGGAUAUGGUCAGCACAUGCGAGAUCGGUUUCUUUACGGUGUAAUGUAGAAUUGAGAGUUGUGUGUAUGUUAAUGCGUGAUAGUCACUAUGAUCGAUCGAUUCCUGAAGAUGAGAUUAUAGUAAGUUUAAAAAUACGAAUAUUCAAAUAUUGUAGAUAAUAUGAUUAGAUUUACUAAUAUCAGUUAAUUUAUUAUAGAUUCAAUUAUCGUUUCGUGUUUUGAUACAGUCAUCUAGAUCGAUCCGUAGGCAUACACAAUAUUAUAUUAUAAUGCAGUUAGUUUACGGGUUCCGAAGAAUAGCGAUGUUUGAUUCGGAACGUAUUAGGGAUCAAAUAGAAACAGAAUGGACGAUGAAUGUUUUAACCAUUCUGACAUAUCUACAUUUUGAUCUAUACACUUCUCGUUUUAUUCUUCAAAGAAUAAGAAAUCUAAACUAACUUAUUUACUAAAAUUAAUGAACUAAUAAAUAAUAUUUUCCUUAUUACCAUACAUCAGUUUAUAUUAUUUCAGAAAAACUAUAUGCUCACUACCUUUACUAGCAUAAUAUCUAUUUUUACCUAGCAUAAUGUUUCUCGAAAUAUUCAAAAAUAUUUCAAAAAACCAUAAUUCUAUCAAAGUAAAUGUUUAAAUAAAAUGUUUCUCCCCCUUCUUCACUAUAAAAAUGUUUGAAAUCGACGGACGGUCGGUACCUUACCCCGUGUGGGUAUGACCGGUCAGUGUGUAUCCAGUCUUCAGUCCGGUGUACACACAUUUCGCGAUAGUUUUUUACAUCAGAUUUCUUCAGAUACGAAAUUAUCUACUUAUACGAGAUUUUUAUUUACCAUAGUAGGUAUUAAUUAUUAUUAUUAUUUUUUUUUUUUUUAUAUUUCGUUUGUCAUUACCGGAAAAAAUGUGAGUAUUUUGUUUUAUAUUAUUCAUAAGAUAUUUAAGAAUUACAUAUAAUUUAUUCGACUUUUAGAUGUCUAACAAUUCUUCACCGAGUACUCCGGUGUAUGAAGGAGAUGAGUUUAAUAGACGUCUGGCGGGGAUACCUAUGGAGGGUAGCCAAAACACGGAUCACCAGUCUCCAGUUGUCAUUGAAGGCAACUUUUUCAUGUAUGGUGAGAUGACUCAAUCCGGAGAUAGUGGUUACUCCACUAACCCGAGCACGCAGGUUGAAAAUCGUGACUGGCAUAGAGCUUAUUCUCCUUUUAGUCCCUCUGCAAGUCCACCUCAACUAUCACAGAUGGAGAAUCGGGUACGAUCUUUGUCUCCGGAUCAACCUGUUUUUAUGGAGGAAGUUUCGCCCGAUAUGUUCCCGCCGACAACACCGAGGGCAUACGCACUGAGGGUGAGAAACGAUCUCUUCCCGGAGGUAGUUUCUCAGCCCAUGGUACCCCCCGAAUUCAACUUGUUAAUUGUCGGGGAAAUUAUGAACACGUCGCGGCAUUCUGGAGGGCAAUCACCAGAAAUGGAUUGGAGUGAUGACGGAAAUGAUGAGGAGUUUAUCCGUCAUAUGGAGGCAUAUGAAGAAGAUGAAGAGCUGAACCGGUAUAUGGAUUUGUAUGAAGGGGGGAAGUAAUGACUGAAUUAUUUAUUAUUUUCAAAAUAUAUGUAUAUAUUUUUAUUUUAAAACCACGCAUUCUAUAAUUCAUAUUUCCAAACUAUAUUAAUAUUUAUAAAUAUUUUGUUAGCUAUGUUAGUAGUAAUUUUGAAGUAGCAGAUGCUUGCUUUUCUUUGUAUGUUAGUAACUAAUUUUAUAUGGCUUCUUCGAGUAACCGACGGAGAAAUAUCUAGAGAGUCGAUGGGAAGAAAAUCUAUUGUAAGCAUGUCGAUUCGUAUCGUAAGAUAGAGUUAUUGUUAUAGCAGGGUAGAAAAUAAACCACUAUUGUUGGAGAACACACACGUAGUUAGCUUUAGUAACAUAACAACUAUUUUUUCUAAAGAAAAUGUCGACCAAAAUAAUUGAGCACAUUACUCGAAUCACGGAUUUAUCAUAGCCAAUGUCUAAAUAAUAUUUUAGUAAUACAUGGCUUAACAUUUUACCACCUCCAAAAAUUCUAGACAUCAACGGCCACUCGGUACCUUGGUCCGUCAAGCGCUGAUGAUCGGUCAGUGUGUAACCAGUCUUUUACCCGGUGAAGACAUAUUUCGUGAUUACUACCUUAAGAUUUUUAUUUUACCAAGUAUAUUCUUGUUAUAUUUUUCUCACUUUUUUUUCUUUUAACGAAUAUAAUAUUAUGUUUAACUGUGGUAAGUGUCCUGCUGUAUUCAGGCUAAAGUAUAAUUUGGCUAGACACGAAAAAUCACAUAAUGCAGUCCGCCUCUCUUGUCCGUCAUGCAUUGUAACAUUUUCCGACAAAUCUAACUUGGCGCGCCAUAUGAAAAACAAACAUGGUAUGUACAGAACAUUUGAUAUACCUAUUAUAAUUUUUUUUUUUACGAAGUUAAUUUAUUUAGUUUCUUUAUUAUUUUUUUUUUUUAUUCUUUAGGUAUUGCUCGUGUACCUACAGUACAACAUAAUGAGGUAGUUGAGCCUCCACACGCCAGUGUAUCCGUCAUUCAACCAGAACCACCGGCCCUCAGUCGAACAAAUCCAGACGGAUACAUAGAGCUUGCACCGGAAAUACUUGUACCAGACACUCCAGCUGGUCCAUCUAACAGAAGUCAAGUCAUGCGGGAAUCAGCUAUUCUCCCAGUACACGAAAAUGAGCAAUGGCUUGAUGAAGAAGCGAGCGACGAAAUAUGUGUGGAAACGAUGAAACAUGUUGAGGAAGUGGGACUAUGCGAUGAGACAGGUAAGAUUUUUUUUUUUUUUUUAAUAUUAUGGAAGGGAUGUAUUAGGUUUUUUUUUCUGAUUUUUAAAAAUUAUUUUAGAUUAUUA